Polychytrium aggregatum is the source of this 3760-nucleotide messenger RNA. Its product is annotated as armadillo-type protein. The record is from RefSeq and is a predicted model, not a curated record. The coding region runs from base 210 to 3320 and encodes 1036 amino acids. NCBI's taxonomy places the organism in Eukaryota, Fungi, Chytridiomycota, Chytridiomycetes, Polychytriales. The transcript has 18 exons. Gene Ontology annotation, cellular component: cytosol; nuclear envelope. Gene Ontology annotation, biological process: protein import into nucleus. Gene Ontology annotation, molecular function: small GTPase binding.
GGCUCGCCCAAAUCCUCCCUCCCGGGUCCGUCUGCACAAGCUUGCUCGAGGUGUUGGCCUUGCCGUCUGAUCAAUAACGUCGCCCAGAGGCCUGUCAGCACAUCUCCUCCUUGGUCCCCUUUCGUUCUGUCCCGAAUCCGCCCUCCUGCCGUUCGCUGGUCACUUCCGUUGUCCUCUUGAACCCCACCCGCCACUCCUCAUACGCCAACAUGGACCCAGCUGCCCUCUAUCAAAUCUUUGGCGCCUCUUUCUCGUCCGAUGCCAACGUCCGCAUGCAGGCCGAGUUGGAGCUUCACAAGCUUGAAGAAAACGAUGGCUUCGUUUCCAGCCUCCUGCAAAUCAUCGGCACUCCAGCUUCAGAGCAGGCCGUUCGCCAGGCUGCCGCCAUUUUCUUCAAGAACCGCAUCCAGAAGGGAUGGGAGCCUGCCCGUGACAAGGCCAUCGGCGAAGCCGACCGUGCCAUCGUGCGCCAGUCCAUUGUCGAGGCCCUCUUGAUUUCACCCGAAACCAUCCGCAAGCAGCUGAUUGCCUCCAUCAGCAUCAUCCUCAACUCGGACUAUCCCGAUAAGUGGCCCGGAUUUCUCCAGAGCCUUCAUUCGAUGCUCCAGAGCAACGACUCCACCCACGUCUAUGGCGGUCUUCUGCUCUUGAGGGAGCUCGUCAAGGUCUUCCAUCUCAAGAAGCUCGAGAAAAGAACUCCUCUGAAUGAGAUCAUCCAGCUGGUCUUCCCGACCAUCCAGGCCAUUGCCAACGGCGUCCUCGAAUCCGAGACGAUCGAGGCUGCAGAGAUCCUCAAGCUCGUCUUGAAGAUCUACCACACGUCGAUCCAGUACGAACUCUCGGCGAUCCAGCAGGAAUCUUCCUGGAUCGUACCCUGGGGCAGCAUUUUCAUCAAGAUCGUCGAGAAGCCUCCUCCGGCCUGCUCGCUCGAGGGCAGUGACGAGGAUCGCGAAGCCCACGUUUGGUGGAAGACCAAGAAGUGGGCCUACCACUGCCUCCUCAAGCUCUUCUCUCGCUACGGAACCAACCUCAAAGAUCCUAAAUACGGUGCCUUCGCCGCCACUUUCCUCAACCACUUUGCCCCCAACAUUCUCCAAACCUUCCUGGCCCAGAUCCACCAGCAUGUUGCCGGCCAGUGGCUCUCGAGCCGUGUCAAGCAGCAGCUCGCCACGUUCAUUGCCGACUGUGUCAAGCACAAGAAUACCUGGGCGCUGAUCAAGCCUCACCUCGAGAUGCUGAUCCAGAACUUCAUUUUCCCUGCCCUCUGCUUCAGCGAGCAAGAUCAGAGCGUCUGGGAAGAGAACCCGGUCGAGUUCAUCAACAAAAAAGUCGAUCCCAUCGAGAGCUUUUAUAGCCUGUCUGCUGCCGCCGAGGUUCUCCUCAUUGGCAUCGUCCGCGAUCGUUUCUCGCAGACCUUCAUCCCCGUGGUUACCCUCAUCAACAACAUCCUCACUCAGUAUAACAGCACUCCUGAGGGCCAGCGCAACCCUCGCCGCAAGGAUGGCGCCCUGAACAUGAUGGGUGUUCUUGCCUUUGAUGUGCUCAAGAAGCAGUCUUCGAUCAAAGAUCAGAUGGAUCAAUUCCUUAUUACCCACGUGUUCCCCGAAUUCGAUAGCCCCCACGCUUUCCUGCGUCUGAGAGCUUGUGACCUGAUCCACCGUUACAUCGAUGUGGAUUUCGCAAACCCCGAGCACAAGAUCUUCUCCUUCCAGAAGGUCCUCAACGCCAUGCAGGACCCUGAACUUCCUGUCCGCAUCACUGCUGCUUUGGCUCUCGGCCCCUUCCGGGAAUACGCCGAAAUCCACGCUGCCAUGAUCCCCCAUGCACCGGAGAUCAUGCAGGCGUUCCUCAACCUCACCAACGAGAUUGACAUGGACACGCUGUCCGACGUCAUGGAAGACUUUGUUGCCGAUUACGCCGAGCAGCUGACUCCCUUUGCUAUCCAGCUGACUACCCAGAUGACCGCCACGUUUAUGCGUAUCCUUGGCGAGGUCAACUUUGACAGCGACGAUCUUGAAAACCUUGACGAAGAUGCCGACAAGAUUUUGGCGGCCUCUGGUGUUCUCAAGACUCUCUGCACUCUGGUCGUUGCCGUUGAUGCCUCCCCCGACAUCUUGCGCCAGCUUGAGGUCCUCGUCGCCCCUAUCAUUAUUUACGUCCUUGAAAAGAACGUCAUGGAUCUCUACGAAGAUACCUUCGAGCUCCUGGAUUCGUGCACCUACUGCCUGAAGGCCAUCAGCCCCGUCAUGUGGACUGUGUUUGACUAUGUCUACCGCGCCUUCAAGGCCGAUGCCGUGGACUAUAUCCAGAAUAUGCUUCCUUCUCUGGACAAUUUUAUCUCCUUCGGCAAGGAGGUCUUCGUCCAGAACAAGGCUUACCAGCACAUCAUUUACGAUAUCAUCGAAUCGGUGUUUGUCUCCGCCCAGGCCGGAGAAACCGACCGAAUCUAUGCCUGCCAGCUGAUCGAGUCCUUGCUCCUCAACCUCCGUGGCCAGGUUGAUCAGUACAUCCCCCAGUUCCUCGACCUUGCUUUCCGCUACCUCAAGGACGACACCCAGGCCAUCCGCUCCCAUCCUUUCCGCAUCCAUUGCCUCGAGGUCGUCAUCAACUGCAUCUUCUACAACCCCACUGCGACCCUGGCGCUUCUCGAGCAGGCGGGCUUGACCACCACCUUCUUCACUCUGUGGUUCAAGCAUCUCGAGGACUUUACUCGUGUUCACGACAAGAAGCUCUGCAUCAGCGCGAUCUGCGCCAUCAUGGAUCUUCCUGUCGAGUCGCUGCCUGCCUCGGUGCAGUCCGGCUACGCCCAGAUUGUUGCCGUCAUGGUCUCGAUCUUUGAUUCCCUCCCUGCUGCCCUCGAAGAGCGCCAGAAGGUGAUCGACGAUAGCAAUGCCGACUGGGAAGAGGAUGAGGACGAUGACGAAGGCGACGAGGAUCUCGAUGAGAUCAACGACGACGACGAAGCCGGUGGCGACGUUGCCAAUAUCAGCGAGGAAGAGUACCUCGAGUUCCUGAGCAAGGAACAAGGCAAGAUCAGCGCGGGCGACGACGACGAAGACGACUUUGACGACUGGUUUGUCGAAGACAUCAUGGAGGAAGACCCCUUCCACACCACGCCUCUCGACGACGUUGAUGCCUACAUCCGCUUCCAGGAGACUCUCAACAGCAUUGCAAGCCGCCCCGCUGCCUUUACUCUGCUCAAGCAGGUCGUCAAUGCCGAGCAGCAAGCCAAGUUGGAUAACAUCAUAGUGACUGCCAACGACAACCGGGUCAAGCAGGCUGAGGCCGCCGCCAAGAAGCAGCAGCAGCAGCAGGCCUAGAGUACGGCGCUACACUUUGUUACCUUGGCCCCGGAUGUGAGGUCAACUCCAUAUUUCUAUCGUGUUUUGCGUGUGUGCGCAUAUCUGGUUUGCAUUUCUGUCUUGCUAUUCCAUUAUUGUCUCGCUCUAUCACUCCCCCCCCCUAUUUCUACUUCCACCAUUCCCUCGCCAAUCCAUGCCCGCCCACGUUUGCCCCUCCAUCCUCUGUUGUCGUCGAUUAGGCCAAUCCCCCUGUCUUUUGCGAGACCCAGUGUCUCCUCGAUCUUCCCCGAUCCCCCACCCUUUGUCAUCUGGUUGUCGUCUGUGCUUCGUUUGGUUGCUGCCUGGCAUAGAUGAGUCUCAUCAACAUACUGCGGUGAGAAUCAAGUUGGGCGACGACGUGUACAGCUUCCCCAAGAAAACAAAAGCGGCACCCCCCCCCCGUUAUUUCAGAAUACUUG